Messenger RNA from Paramecium sonneborni, 879 nucleotides. The record is from the annotation of a GenBank genome assembly. Lineage: Eukaryota; Ciliophora; Oligohymenophorea; Peniculida; Parameciidae.
AUGAAUUUAAAGAAUUCUUAACAACAUAAAAAGUCUUAGACUAGCUACUUAAAUUAUAUGCUCGACGCUCGUUUAUCUAAAAUAAGAUAAAAAACAACAAUAAAAUUCAAAGAAAAUGAAAGUAAAUUUGAUGAUGAUCGCUUCCAACUAAAAACAGAUAUUAGUGAUUCUCAUAAUUGUUAAAAUUGUUAAUAACAAUUAUUGAUAAUAAAUGAAUUAAAGGCAUAAAUUUUAGAAUGCUAGAAAUAGAUUGAUAUUUUACAUAUAGAGAAGGAUAUAAUACAAAAAAAGGAAGAAUAGACGAUAAAGUUACUGAUUUAGGAAAUUGAAAAAGCAAAGUUAGAUUAAAAGAGAUGUUCUACUGAGUUACAGCAUUCAUUAAUAUAAUUUGCAAAUGAAAACUUUUAUAAAUAGAACUAAACUCUAUCAUUUUAAGAUAGAUCAGAGGAAACUUCAAUUUUGAAUAUUCAACUAAAAUAAAUAAAGGAAUAAAAUGCAAAUUAUGCUGAACUUUUACAUUAAUAAUAUGAAUUCUCAAUAAAUAUAAAUAUUAAAUUCGCAUAAUUAUCAAACUCUUUAAAUACUUUAAUAACGUUGAUUUAAAAAUACACAAGAAUAAUAACUCAUAUAUAAAUGCAAAGUUCACCUUAGUUAGAUUUGUUACUUCCUAACCCACUUGAAGACAAUGUGAAAUAGGAUGAGCAAUAACAAUUACUUUUUAUAGAUUUACAUGACAUGACAACAAAAAUUUAAUAGAUUUAGAUUGGGUCUUUAAUGGAUGUUUAAUAAAAAUUAGAAACCUUGAUUUAAUUGGUAGCUGAUUAUUUAUCUUAAGCAUAAAGAAUAGCAAUAAAUGAUAUGAGUAAAAUAAUUGUGUGA